GGGUCCCACUUCCGAGUCCCGAUGCCCGGCCUCUUCCCCUCCGUCCUCCACCCCCCACACCCAUGCAGCCCCGGGGCCCAGAGCUAGGGCCCAGUGAGGGGCAAGGGGGUGCCUGGCACAGAGCUGUCUCCACGAAUGCCUUUGCUCUCCUACCAGACCAGGAGCACAUGGCUGAGGCUGUUGGGUUUUCCCCUUCGGCAUUUUCUCUACAUUUGGAGUGGUGGGCUGCAGAAACGACUAGAAACUCCACGAACCUGGGCUGCUUUCAGAGCUGUGGGAGGCUCUGGGGUGGGAUGCAGGGCGGGAAGGAAGUGGCCAGGGCUCUGCCGAGUGGUCACGAGGCCUCCUGGCUGAGCACACUGGUUCCUGGGAGGCUGCUGGCAAGCUCCCGGGGUCCCCCUCCGCCCUCACCACCCUGCCCUCCAGGCUGAUGACAUCAGGAAGUAGCCAGUGAGGGGCAGUGCAGGCCAGUGCCCUGGUGAUCUGGGAAGGAGACCGGCAGGUAGAGGAGGGACGGAGUAGCUGGGAAAGGGGUAUGGGAAACCACCCUAGUAUCCCAGGCCUUGGGACACAAGGUGAAUUUUCUGGAACAAACUUUGGGAGCCAUGCUGUGAUACACGUAGACAUGGCAGCAGAUCCGGGCCACGGGGCUGCCAAAGAGAGGGUGUGGCUUUGCUGGAACUUCGUGGGGAAAAUUAGUCUGGAAGUGGCUCCUUCCUGAGAGCUGCCCUUGCCAGGGAUUCUAAGCCGGGCAGGGACAGAAUAAAAGGCCCAGGCUGUGGUCUUUGAGUGAACUGGGGAUUGGGGCUCCCUACCCCUGGGGAUCUUUCAGCCCACUCCUUCCUGUUUCAGAGAUCUCUUCCGUGGAGCUGCAUGGAUUGCGUCGUGGAGUCAGUCUGGGGGGCUGGGGAGAUUUGCUGGCCUCCGGACUCCGUUUUGGGAGCAUUUCCUAGCCACAACCCCGUUCUGGCCUCUCCUGGGACUAACAGUGGGAGAAGCUUCUUUCCUCCGCGCCUUUGCUCUGGGAUGGUUCCACCCCCCGCAGGAAUGAACUGUGCCGGGACUUGCUGGAACCCAAGGAGUCCCACUUGCAUAAGGGAAAACUGAGGGCUUCACUCCUAUCUAUCCACAACCCUUGUGAUGGCACUGAAUGUUUGCUGCGGGGUCCGUCUCAUUCGGUUGUAGUCACAAGGCCCCCACUGGGCCCAGGAGCCCCGAGGCCACUCUGGAAUGGCCUAAGCCAUGCAGGCCCUUCUGCUUAUCUCUAACCUUGGCUGAGUUGGCCAUAGCCUUGUGGAAGUCCCACUCCAGAGAGCCUGGGGCCCUCACUCCUGACCCCCUGGGCAGCCUCCCGCGCUGCCACACGCGCUCACCAUCUCCUCCCCAGAUUUGCUUUUUCGUUCCUGACGGCGGUCUGGGGAGCCAGUACGGAGAUCCACCUGCCGGCCAGCCCUGGCCCUGGCUGGCGCAUGAAACUUGAGUUGCUGGAGCAAAACUGACCUGCCUGGCUGUGAUCCCUCCCCCUUCCCCUGUGGCUCGCAGCACUGGGACCCCUUGACCCACCUCUCCCAGGAGUCUGCUCUCCUUUCUGUUCCUGGUUUAAAUAGGGUAGAGUCAUUAGAUCUUGGCUCCACGCAGCCUUAGGCAAUUUACUUAAAUUUCUCUGGGCCUCAAGUCCUUCAUCUGUAAAAUGGAAAUAACAAGACUGGCUCCAUGGCCUUGUGGAAGCUGACAGAGAAGAUGCCUGGAUGCAAAGCCUGGCCCGGCGGAGGCCUCAAAUACCGGUCACCUCCUCAUCGGAGAAGCUUGCAAGAGUUUCCUAAUUGGUACUUGAGUCUUAUUUCUCCUCCAAUCCAUCUCCAGGCAGAGGUCAGACAGGUCUCGCCUCCUCGUGGAGGAACCUUCCCUGGCUCCCUGAUGCCUGGCAUUUGCUUCGGCCACAGUGUACCUUCUAGUUCACUGCAGCUCUUUGUGCUCUGAUGUGCUCCUGGCUCUUGUGUAAUGCACACACGCACACACAUGCGUGCACACGCAUGCACUCAGGCAUUUGAAACAUGUUUAAGAAUGGACUCUGGACUCAGUGACCCCAUGACCUGUGACCCUUCUCCCGACUAGGGUUGAAGGACCUCUAGGCUUUUCUGCUGAGGGAGACUGUCCAGCCCAGGACCCCUGUUGAGCAGGAUGGAAACAAAACCCCCUGUCCAAACAGAAGUCCUGGGAGGUGGUGCCUGCUGGACGGCUGGACAGACAGAUGUCAGGAUUCUAAGGGAGGGCCCUGCCCCUGUUGGAGCACCAGUCAGAAGCCUGGUUGCCCCUGCUGGCCGCGGGGGCACCCCUAAUUUUGCCCUCCCUUCCCCCAAGCCCCUCCUACUAGGGUCAGCGUCCUCGUGCCUGACAUUGAGUUAACAGUCUGCCUGGGGAUUUCAUGAUGGCUAAACUCAUGGGCAGGAGGGAGGUCAGUGUCCCCUUGCCUUAUAUGGGGGGUAAGCAUACAGAACGUUUACCCUUCCUGCUCCUGAAAGUGGGGGGCAGCCAUAGCCCACCUGCAGAGUGCUGGAGAGGGGCUCCCCCUGUUUAGUCCCACUUCUGGAUAAACCAGAGUGCGCUAAUGGGACCCCCUCAAUCACGCACCUCUUCCAUCUCCCACUUACCCCUCUCCAAGAUGUGAUAGUAACUCCUGGACAUUCCCUUUACACCCCGCUAGCAUCUCAGAGUUGGAGCCAAGUCGGCAGCAACUCCUCCCUUUGGGCCCAGCUCUAGGGAGAGAAAGGGGCGUGUGUUCCUUUAAGGGGCUGGCCCGGCGGGAACGCGGGGGUUUGUCCGCAGCCGCUUCCUCUCGGGCCAUUCAAGAUCCCCCAAAUCCGCCCGCUUCCUCGCACCCGGACAGUCCUGGGCUGGGAGCGCUCCAGCUGUCCAAGAGCCGCCUGGGGACGGCUUUGUUGGCUUGCUUCUGGCCCAGCUUGCCUGUGGGGUGCAGUCCCCCGAGGGCAGGGACCUGGACUCGCUCCCCUCUGCCCUCGGUCUUCUCGGCUCUGAGAACAGGAACUGCCGGGCAGAAGAUGCUCCGUAAUUACCUGCUGACCUGCCCCGGACACCCCGGCGCUGCAGCCGUGCCUAGCGCCAUGGGCCCGCUGCUCCUGGUCCUGCUGUACCCGCUGCCCUGUGUCUCGGGCCUGCCUUUCUACAAUGGCUUCUACUACUCCAAUAGUCCCAACGGCUGGAACCCGGGCAACGGCCACGGCGAAGGCGUCUUCAAUGGGGUGAAGCUGGUGGUAGAGACAACCGAGGAGACCCUGUUUUCCCACCGGGGGGCCAACGUGACCCUGCCCUGCUGCUACCACUACGAGCCGGCCCUGCUGUCCCCGAGGCCCGUGCGCGUCAAAUGGUGGAAGCUAUCGGAGAAUGGGGCCCUGGAGCAGGAUGUGCUGGUGGCCAUUGGGCUGAGGCACCGCUCCUUCGGAGACUACCGCGGCCGGGUGCGCCUGCGGCAGGACGGGGAGCGCGAAGUGUCGCUGCAGAUCCGGGACCUGCGGCUGGAGGACUCCGGGCGUUACCGCUGUGAGGUCAUUGACGGGCUGGAGGACGAGAGCGGCCUGGUGGAGCUGGAGCUGCGGGGUGUGGUCUUUCCCUACCAGCACCCCUGGGGGCGCUACCAGCUCAACUUCCUCGAGGCCCAGCGGGCGUGUGCAGAGCAGGACGCGGUGGUGGCCUCCUUUGAGCAGUUGUUCCGGGCCUGGGAGGAGGGCCUGGACUGGUGCAACGCAGGCUGGCUGCAGGACGCCUCAGUGCAGUACCCCAUCGCGCGCGCCCGGCAGCCCUGCGGGGGCCUGGGCCUGGCUCCCGGCGUGCGCAGCUACGGCCCCCGCAGCCACCGCCUGCACCGCUAUGACGCCUUCUGCUUCGCUCCGGCCCUCAGGGGGCAGGUAUACUACCUGGAGCACCCCAAGAAGCUGACCCUGGCAGAGGCAAAGGAGGCCUGCCGGGAAGACGGCGCCCACAUUGCCAAGGUGGGCCAGCUCUUUGCUGCCUGGAAGUUCCGUGGCUUGGACCGCUGUGAUGCCGGCUGGCUGGCGGAUGGCAGUGCCCGUUACCCUGUGGUUCGCCCGCGUCCCAACUGCGGGCCCCUGGAGCCCGGUGUCCGAAGCUUCGGCUUCCCAGACCCGCGGAGCCGGGAGUAUGGCGUAUAUUGUUACCGGCCCCGCUAGGGGUCCCGCGCCUCCCCUCUCGCGCUGUAUUUAUUGAGUGGUUCAUUUUCCCUUGCAGGUUGGGGCAAUUUUUGUGUUGUUUUUAUACUUCCCAAGUUAAGUUUUUUUAAAUUACUUUUUUUUUUUUUUUUUGGUAAAUCCAGCUUUCCAAAUCCUCCCUUUGUUCGGGUGGACGCCCCAAGGCUCCCCCGUUCCAGGAAUCCCUCUGCCCCUCUCCUCUAGGCCAGUAGAGGUUCGUGGGCUCACAAGGGCUCUCUACUGUCACUGAACGCAGCCCCUCUCCCUGUCUCCCAGUGACACGUGGUGGCUGUCCCUGCCCCUCCUCCUCAGCCUGGGAUGGGGGGCAGGGUGUCCAGGGGGCCCUGGAGCUGGGCAUUGCGGUCUCCUGCCUCCUCCUCUGAGAAGCUGCUGGCCCAGAUCAGGGCAGCUGAGGGCUAGGGCUGGAAGCGGGUCCCUAGGCUUCUGCGUGAAGUCCCAGGAAAGGGAGAAAUUUCUCUCCCCAUUUUUUCCUUCUCUCUCCAAAGAGUCUGUAUUUUGUUCUCCUUUUUCCCUGCUCAGGGAGUGGCCCUCAGGUGUGUGUACUUUCUUUGGACAAUAAAUGGUGCUGUGACAUGCCCCCCCA
Messenger RNA from Mirounga angustirostris (Northern elephant seal), 4827 nucleotides. It is a transcript of the gene HAPLN3, whose product is annotated as hyaluronan and proteoglycan link protein 3. NCBI's taxonomy places the organism in Eukaryota, Metazoa, Chordata, Mammalia, Carnivora, Phocidae. The record is from RefSeq and is a predicted model, not a curated record. Gene Ontology annotation, cellular component: synapse; perineuronal net. The transcript has 6 exons. Gene Ontology annotation, molecular function: hyaluronic acid binding. The coding region runs from base 3060 to 4205 and encodes 381 amino acids. Gene Ontology annotation, biological process: cell adhesion; positive regulation of neuroblast proliferation; skeletal system development.